CAGAGUUCUAUACAUUGCUCUAUGACUAUGUUUGUCUUGUGUGCGAAUGUUCAUGCCUUGAAUCCUUGAACUGAGCUUGCAACUAAACAACGACACCAAAAUGCUCAGGUCCUUCCUCCACCAGAACCCCAAACCCAUCCACCUCCUCCACCUCCUCCGCCACCUCACCACCACCACCAAAGACGACUACUUCUCCGCCAUCCACCACAUCACCAACAUUGUCCGCCGCGACCACUUCAUGGAGCGCACCCUCAACAAGCUCCGCAUCCCUAUCGACUCCGACCUCGUCUUCCGCGUCCUCCGCGCCUCCUCCUCCUCCCCCACCGAGUCCCUCCGCUUCUUCAACUGGGCCCGCACCCACCACCCCUCCUACCACCCCACCUCCCUCGAAACCGAAGAGCUCGUCAAGACUCUCGCCCGCUCCAAAAAAUACGAGUCCAUGUGGAAAAUACUCGACUCCAUGAAAACCCACCACGCCCUGACCCUCUCCGAGUCCACCCUCUGCUUCAUCAUCCAAGAAUACGGCAAGCACGCCCUCAUCGACCAGGCCGUCGAGCUCUUCAACCGAGCUCCCAACACCUUCAACUGCCUCCAGUCCGUCCAAGUCUACAACGCCCUGCUCUUCUCUCUCUGCGAAACCAAGCUCUUCCACGGCGCUUACGCCCUGGUGAGGCGGCUGAUUAGAAAAGGAAUGGUUCCGAAUAAGAUGACGUAUUCAAUUUUAGUCAAUGCGUGGUGUUCGAAUGGGAAGAUGAAAGAAGCGCAGCUGUUCUUGGAGGAGAUGAGUGAGAAGGGGUUUAAUCCGCCGGUUCGAGGGCGUGAUCUUCUGGUGGAGGGGCUGCUCAAUGCAGGUUAUAUCGAGGGUGCCAAAGAUAUGGUUAGAAAAAUGGUGAAGGAGAAUUGUGUGCCUGAGGUUUCGACUUUUAAUGCAUUGUUGGAGGCGAUUUGUAAGAGUGGGGAGGUUGAGUUCUGCAUUGCUCUUUAUUGGGAGGCUACUGGAUUGGGGCUUUGUCCUGAUAUUAAUACUUAUAAAGUGAUGAUACCUGCUGUUUCGAAGAUUGGGAGGAUGGAUGAUGCGUUUAGGCUGUUGCAUAAUUCCAUUGAGGACGGGCACAGGCCGUUUCCGAGCUUGUAUGCCCCUAUUGUUAAGGGGAUGUGUAGGAAGGGUCAGUUUGAUGAUGCAUUUUGUUUCUUUAGUGAGAUGAAGGUCAAGGGGCAUCCACCAAAUCGGCCCGUGUACACCAUGUUGAUAACCAUGGCCGGACGUGGAGGCCGGUUUGUUGAGGCUGCGAAUUACUUGAUAGAGAUGACUGAGGUGGGGUUGGUGCCGAUUUCCCGGUGCUUUGAUUUUGUUACGGAUGGAUUGAAGAAUUGUGGGAAGCAUGAUCUGGCUAAGAGGAUUGAGCAAAUAGAAGUUUCUCUUAGGGGUACAUGACGAUGGUUCAUCUGAGUUGUUGAAUGAUGACAACUUUUUUGCUCUUGAAGGAUGAGUGUU
This is a messenger RNA of Fragaria vesca subsp. vesca, 1495 nucleotides long. RefSeq names its product pentatricopeptide repeat-containing protein At5g18390, mitochondrial-like. Gene Ontology annotation, biological process: RNA splicing. The transcript has a single exon. NCBI's taxonomy places the organism in Eukaryota, Viridiplantae, Streptophyta, Magnoliopsida, Rosales, Rosaceae. The coding region runs from base 101 to 1435 and encodes 444 amino acids. The record is from RefSeq and is a predicted model, not a curated record. Gene Ontology annotation, molecular function: protein binding.